This is a messenger RNA of Tachysurus fulvidraco (yellow catfish), 699 nucleotides long. RefSeq names its product type-2 ice-structuring protein-like. The coding region runs from base 51 to 584 and encodes 177 amino acids. The transcript has 8 exons. The record is from RefSeq and is a predicted model, not a curated record. Gene Ontology annotation, molecular function: signaling receptor activity. Lineage: Eukaryota; Metazoa; Chordata; Actinopteri; Siluriformes; Bagridae.
CUUCACCCAUGUUUUAUAUCAAGCAAGAAGAAUCUCCUGAUUAGACAGCUAUGGCUCGUCGGACUGAAGUGCUAUUACUUCUUAUUCUCACCAUCGCUGCAACAGCUUUUGCUGAUGAGGAGAAACCUCUUUCAGAUGUAUUUGAUCAGCAAUUAAACGUGUCAGCUGGACACUAUCGAGCAAAAGGCAUGUGUCCAUUUGGCUGGAUGAUUUAUGGCAAACGUUGCUUCAGGUAUCAGGCUACCAGCAUGAACUGGGAUUCGGCUGAGAAACACUGUCAGAAUCUUAGCGGACACUUGGUCUCAAUACAAAAUGAAAAUGAAUAUCGACUGGUUAAGUUUCUUAUUGGUGUUCAAGAACUAAACGAGAAGCCAACAUGGAUCGGCCUUUCUAGUUGUCGGCAGAUAUUUAAGUGGGCUUGGUCUGAUGACACUCAACUGACUUUCACCAAGUGGAACUUUGGAGAACCAAAUCAUCUGUUAGGAGAGUGCUGUGUGAAUAUAAACUCUGGCAUAAAUAAGGACUGGAGUGACAUGAACUGCAAAAUGAAAUAUCCCUUUGUUUGUGCCAAAGAGCUUGAUUGAAAUGUUCUCAACCUCAUUUCACAUACAAGUUCUUUUUAUUCUCACUAAUGGAUUUACAAAAAUCCUACUGUACAAUUUACUGUAAUUUGAUCAAUAAAAAAAUCUUCAGAUUUAA